This is a messenger RNA of Vigna radiata var. radiata (mung bean), 3040 nucleotides long. Its product is annotated as cleavage and polyadenylation specificity factor subunit CG7185. Gene Ontology annotation, biological process: mRNA alternative polyadenylation. Gene Ontology annotation, molecular function: mRNA binding. The coding region runs from base 163 to 2232 and encodes 689 amino acids. The transcript has 4 exons. The record is from RefSeq and is a predicted model, not a curated record. Lineage: Eukaryota; Viridiplantae; Streptophyta; Magnoliopsida; Fabales; Fabaceae. Gene Ontology annotation, cellular component: mRNA cleavage and polyadenylation specificity factor complex.
GAGAAAAUUCAGAUUUUCAGGUAAAAGUGCACUCACUCACAUAGAGCAAUCAAAAAAACAUAACAAAAGGAUUGGAUUAGUUGAGAAGUUCCCAUAUUAGGGUUUGUGUCCUGUUUUCUUCUUCUGCACAAAACCACAUGCCCUGGGGGAGAAACCCCGGCAAUGGAUGAAGGCGAGGGAGGGUACGGUGAGAGCGGCGAUCCCAUGGAUCAGUUUCACCGUAACGAAGCUAUAUCCGCCGUCGCCGACGAUGGUUUCAUGGCAGAGGAAGAUGAUGAUUAUGAAGAUCUUUACAACGAUGUCAACAUUGGAGAGGGUUUCCUUCAAUCAUUGCGCAAAAACGAGGAUUCGGGGUUCCGAAACGAUGAUGUUGAGGACAAGAAGCCCCCGCCGCCCCCUCCAGUUUCUGAUGCUCCCGGGGUUUCGGUUUCGGGUGUCGGUGACGGGGGAGAGGGUGUCGGAGGUGGCGGAAGUGGGAUUGUAGAGUCUAGGGUUUCGGCGAGAGUUGAUGGAUUUCAGAAUCAGGGGUUUAGAGGGAACGAGGUGGGUGCCAAAGGUGGGAUCAGGGUUGAAUUGGGGCACCAAACUGUGAAAUCUGAUAUUGAGGAACAGGGUGGUAAUGAAGGGGCUGCACUUCCGGGGAUUGAGCAGCAGUCGCAUGGCGGGGUUGUUGGGAAUGUUGGAAAUGAGGGUUUAGCGAGACAAGGUCAAGGUGGGGGAGGAGGGGGGAGUGCUAAUAGGGUGGGUGGAAAUGGUGUUGGGAACAGUGUGAGCGCUGUUAAUAGUGUUAGUACCGGAGGAGUUGGAGGUGGUGGCGGUGGUAGUGGUGCUUCCGGUGGUACUAUAUUGUUUGUUGGUGAUUUGCAUUGGUGGACUACUGAUGCUGAGCUGGAAACUGAGCUUAGUAAGUAUGGGCCUGUUAAGGAGGUGAAGUUUUUCGAUGAGAAGGCUAGCGGGAAGUCAAAGGGCUAUUGCCAAGUUGAGUUUUUUGACCCUUCUGCUGCCACAAAUUGCAAGGAGGGAAUGAAUGGUCAUGUUUUUAAUGGGAGACCAUGUGUUGUUGCUUUUGCGUCACCUUUUACAGUUAAGAAAAUGGGGGAGGCUCAGAUAAACAGGAAUCAGCAGAUGAACCCAUCUGCAGUUACACAACAGGGAAGGAGGGGGCCUUCUGAUUCAGGGGCUAAGCCUGGUGGGGGUAAUAUUUCUACCGGUGGUAAUUACCAAGGAGGAGACGGGAAUAGAGGUUAUGGGAGAGGAGGUAAUUGGGGAAGAGGGAACAAUCCUGGUAUGGGGAAUAGGGGGCCGGUGAAUCCAAUGAGGAAUAGGGGUGGGAUGGGUGGUAGAGGUAUAAUGGGUCAUGGUGGAAAUGGUUUUGGACAGGGUAUUGGUGGUACCCCUCCACUGUUGCAUCCUCAGUCAAUGAUGAGUCAGGGUUUUGAUCCUGCUUUUGGUGGUCCCAUGGGUAGAAUGGGUAGCUAUGGAGGCUUUCCUGGUGCUCCAACGCCUCCAUUUUCUGGGAUCUUACCAUCAUUCCCUGGUGUUGGAGGUGUUGGUUUGCCUGGAGUGGCACCUCAUGUUAAUCCUGCAUUCUUUGGAAGGGGGAUGCCAGUUAACGGUAUGGGGAUGAUGCCUACAUCAGGCAUGGAUGGUCCUAAUAUGGGGAUGUGGUCAGAUCCAAAUAUGGGUGGAUGGGGUGGGGAAGAGCCUGGUGGUGGGAAGGCUGGAGAGUCAAGUUAUGGGGAGGAAGCUGCAUCUGACCAUCAGUAUGGUGAAGUGAGUCAUGAUAGAGCUGGGUGGCCUAUGAGGGAGAAAGAUAGAGGUUCAGAAAGAGACUGGUCUGGUUCUUCUGAGAGAAGGUAUAGGGAUGAUAGAGAUCAAGGAUAUGAGAGAGAUGCACCUAGAGAGAAAGAUAUGGGCCAUGAUCCUGAGUGGUCUGAAAGAAGNCAUCGUGAUGAUAGAGAAACUGGCCGAGAACGGUCGCGUGACCGUGAUCGUGAACGAUCGCGUGACCGUGAAAGGGAUCAUCGUGAACGUGACAGACACCGGGAAGAUAGGGACCGGUAUGCAGAUCAUCAUAGGUACAGAGACCGGGAGGCGGAGCAUGAUGAUGAGUGGGAUAGGGGACGAUCAUCAAGGACUCACAGCAAGUCGCGGUUAUCACAAGAGGAGGAGCACCAUUCAAGGCCAAGAGAUGCUGAUUAUGGGAAGAGGCGAAGGCUUACUUCUGAAUAACUUUAUAUACUGUGCUUGUUGUUUCCUCGAAGGCAUUCCACUACAGAAGAAAACAAAGUAAUUGAGUAGUCUGGAUUUUGUCAUUUGCUUGAAUUCUCUGGGGCCUGGAAGUUGUUGAAUAGCUGUUUUAUUUCAAUCACUUGUCAUAAUUGCUCCUUGGUUGGAGCAGGGUUUCUUCCUUUUGUGAGAAAGUUGGACCAGGUGAAUGUUUGAAUAUGGAUGCUGGAUGAAAUGAAAAUAUAUGUUGUCUGCUAAGCACUUGUUUGUCAUGAAGACAACUGUUCAUUCAAAGUCUGGGCUGUAUCAGGCGGCUUCAAUGUUGAAGAUUCGAGUCAUGACCUUUUCCUACAUUCAGAAGGGGAACUUUUGCUAUGAAGUAUUAGCUUUUGAUUUGAAUUUGUUUCAGUUAUUAGCACAUGAUUACUUAAACCAUCGAUGUUGAUGUAAUGGGUUUAUCUUCCUGAAGUCUGAAAUGUGGCAGAUUAUUUAGAACUUAUUGUUUGAAAUGUGUACUUUAGGAUUUAGCAGAGGAUGUUGAUAAUGUGCCCUUUCUUAUUGGCUGGCUGUUGUAUCAUUCUUUUUUUUCAUCUUUUGGCUGGCUGUUGUAUUUUUUUUUUUCAUACUUUUUUGUUGUUUUCUCCCUCACUUUUUAGCAUAGCUGUGUAGAGUACAAAUAUGGUUUAUGAUGUAGAGAGCUAACCAUUUGAUCGCUGUAAUCAUUCAAAGCAGGAGAAAUGUACAUGCUUUGAUGUAUAUAUGGAUAUUAACUUCAAUGAUAAAGGUCGAAUACACCUCCUGUCUUGUUUUA